ACGUCGGCGUUCAUCGCUAGGCGCCGGCGGAGGGAAAAGAGCAGGCAUGGCGCUCUUCGUCGUUCCCAGGUAUCUCGGUGACAAAGACAAUGACCUCGAAGACCACUCGCAAGUGCUCUUGCGACAGCUGCAGGAACGCAUAAGAGCUCGACAGCAGCAGAAGCAGCAGCAGCAGCAGGAUGAUCACAUGCCUGCAGAAAGUGGACCAGAUAAUGAAAUGCCUGACUUGGACUUAGAGAAAAAAGCAAAGCAGGAGUCCAGAAAGAGGAAGCAGACUGAGGAAUCCCCUUUAAUAGGAGGCCAUAGAAAGAGAAAGAAGAAAUUAUGCACUGAAGGGGGUGAAGGUAUGGAAGAGAAAGACGGUGAUCCUAGUCUAAGAAGAAGUAAAACAAGUGGAGAGGAAUCCAAAACACCACAAGGAAGGACUGAUGGAGGGGAAGGAAGUGAAAUUAAGUUAGAUAGCCAUCUAGAAAAUGACAGCUCAGCUGGAGAGAGGAAGGAUGGCUUGGAAUCCAGAGCAAACGAGAGCCACGGUGAAGAGGAGGAGACGCUGAAGUCGCCAGAGGAUCCAAAGGAAACCCCCCCACCUCCCAACACAAUUGUUAUUGGCGACUGGGGUCUGAAGGCAGCGCAGAAGAAGAAGAAGGUGGAGCCUCUUCUGCCACGCUGGCUGGCUGAACCUAAGUUGGUCCAGAGGCGGAUCAAAGAGAAUGUUGUCCCACUCCAAGAUGUUCCAGUAAUCCAUCCAAAAUUGAGGAAGAAACUGCAAGCAAAUGGAAUAGAGUCUUUGUUUCCAGUUCAGGCCGAGGUGAUUCCAGCCAUCUUGGAAAGCGGGUUUUUGGCCGGGAGAGGUGGCUACCAGCCCAGUGAUAUCUGCGUCUCAGCCCCCACCGGCAGUGGCAAGACCCUGGCUUUUGUCAUUCCGGUGGUGCAGGCUCUGUUAGACCGAGUCGUCUGCCGUGUGCGAGCUCUGGCCGUCCUGCCCACCAAGGAACUGGCCCAGCAGGUGAAUAAAGUAUUCAACAUUUACACUGACGGGACAGGGCUGAAAGUGGUCCAGCUCACCGGGCAGAAAUCGUUUGCAAAGGAGCAGGAGUCGCUCGCCGAGGAGACGCUUACGGGAUUUCGUAGCCUGGCAGACAUUGUCGUGGCCACUCCUGGGCGCCUCGUGGAUCAUCUUCAGCAGAGCCCCCAGUUCAGCCUGAAAGAACUUCGCUUCCUGAUAAUUGACGAAGCCGAUCGCAUGAUUGACAACAUGCACCAGGACUGGCUACGGCAGGUGGUGGCGGCAGCUCACUCGGCGGUGGAAGAGGGCUUUGGCACCCCGCAGCUGUUCAGGAGAGCCGAGCAGGGGCCCCUCACGGCAGCCAGAGCUGGCUGCCCCCACGUCCCCCUGCAGAAACUCCUCUUCUCAGCCACCCUGACAAGGAACCCCGAAAAGCUGCAGCCGCUGGGCCUGUACCGGCCUCGCCUCUUCACACCCAUCUCCUUGGAGGAGAAGGCGACGGAGACCACGAAGAAGUACGCCCUCCCAGAGGGGCUCUCGCAAUACUACGUGCCCUGCAGCCUACGCUGGAAGCCCCUCUUCCUCUUGCAUUUCCUGCUGCGGCUGAAGUUCUCCCGCGUCCUCUGCUUCACCAACAGCAGGGACACGUCACACAGGCUCUUUCUACUGCUUCGAGCCUUUGGUGGCGUGAACGUGGCCGAGUUCUCUUCCAGGCUGAAUCCAAGGCAAAGGAAGCUGACACUGAAGGAAUUUGAACAAGGGAAGAUCCAGCUGUUAAUCAGCACAGACGCCACAGCCCGAGGAAUCGACAUUGGUGGAGUGAAAUGCGUCAUCAGCUACGAUGCUCCUCAGUUCAUCAGGACCUACAUUCACCGAGUGGGCAGAACAGCUCGUGCAGGGAAAGCGGGACUGGCCUUCACCAUGGUGCUGAAACAGCAGGAGAGGAAGUUUCUGAAGAUGCUGAGGGAAGCCGGUCUUCCUGAGUUGGAGCAGCAGCUGGUGAAGAACACGUCCCUCCAGCCACUCCUCCCACAGUAUGAGGAAGCCUUGGCAGACCUCCAGAAGAUAAUGAAGGAGGAGCGAGCUGAGAAGAGAUCUUGAGCAAGUCCAGGCAAGCCAGAGACGUCCUGCUGAGAAUAAUCAGGGGGCUGGAACUCUUAACUUUGUGGUUUGGAUUCCAAUGUCUUGAGUACACAAUGGCAUUCAGAAGCAAACACUAAGUCUUAAGAGCUCCUGGAAGUAUCAAGAUACGGAAGGGAGAGCCAACUGCCAGCCUACUAUCGUCAAGGCCACCUCUUGCUCCCUCAAAGACCAGCGGAACAUGCCUUAGCUUGUAAAUAAGGGCUCUUUCUACCUGCGAGCCAAAGAACUGCCAGCCUUUCCCUGUGAGGGGCACUAAUUCUCACUAAGCCUUGCCUAUCCAAGUGCUACUCCCUCAUGGCCAAAAGAGGGGAUCAAAGGUUGCUGAGCCCAACUGGGCUUUAAGAGCGAGGGCUCCAUCUCAGGGAGAAGUUUUAAAUAAAGAAAUAAUCCUGUGCCUUCUGGAGCAGGCAAGAUGUCUCCCUCUUUGUGUGUUUGUUUGUGUGUGUUUGCUUUGCUGUUUUUAAAAGAAAAGUGCCCUUCCUCCAGAGCUGUUGAACUACAGCUCCCAUCAUCCCUUGCUGGCCAUGCUGGUGAAGUCCCAGGACUCUCUGUGUGUGCUAAGACUGGACUUCAGGAAGUUGCCCUCACCUUUUCCCUGCUGCAGGAGAUCUCCUUUUGGAAAGCAAGAAAGCUAAAACCAGCCCCCCUGCAGUUCCACUGUUGUAAAGGUUACCUUGUGGAGACAGGCAGCAGAUAAAGGUAAAGGGACCCCUGACCAUUAGGUCCAGUCGUGACCGACUCGGGUUGCACGCUCAUCUCGCAUUAUUGGCCAAGGGAGCCGGCGUAUAGCUUCCAGGUCAUGUGGCCAGCAUGACAAAGCCGCUUCUGGCAAACCAGAGCAGCACAUGGAAACGCCGUUUACCUUCCUGCUGUAGUGUUUCCUAUUCAUCUACUUGCAUUUUGACGUGCUUUCGAACUGCUAGGUGGGCAGGAGCUGGGACCAAGCAACGGGAGCUCACCCCAUCAAAGGGAUUCGAACCGCCAACCUUCUGAUCAGCAAGCCCUAGGCUCAGUGGUUUAACCACAGCACCACCUGGGUCAAGUCUCUGGAUUUUAAGGCUCCUGAGCAGAGCAGUUUCAGGAUCAAGUCCUUUGCAGGGGCAACGGAACCUCAUUUCAGUGGCAGAAAAAGUCGAGGCUUCUGGGUGGAGGCUCAGGCCCAAAGAAGGUUGGGCUCUUGCGUGGAGGUGGGUUGUAGGACAGGGCCCAAGAGGCUGUAAUCCUGCCCUGGGGUAGGGGCAGCUCCUACGACAGGCAUCCCCAAACUCGGCCCUCCAUAUGUUUUGGGGACUACAAUUCCCAUCGUCCCUGACCACUGGUCCUGUUAGCUAGGGAUGAUGGGAGUUGUAGUGCCACAACAUCUGGAGGGCUGAGUUUGGGGGUGCCAGUCCUACGAGGUGGUGUUUCUUCACUUGAGCCUAGGUGCCUUGAAGGUGGCACUUUUUUCAUCUCUCAAACCUUGUUUGACUGCUAUCCAGUCCCCUCUGGGUCCCUCCUGUGAACCUCUCCCCUCUUUCUUCUCUGGCAAAACAGGCUUGACAUAGUCCUUGGCAAUCCUCACUG
This is a messenger RNA of Zootoca vivipara (common lizard), 3712 nucleotides long. It is a transcript of the gene DDX51, whose product is annotated as DEAD-box helicase 51. Gene Ontology annotation, molecular function: nucleic acid binding; ATP binding. The record is from RefSeq and is a predicted model, not a curated record. Lineage: Eukaryota; Metazoa; Chordata; Lepidosauria; Squamata; Lacertidae.